Callorhinchus milii (elephant shark) is the source of this 1723-nucleotide messenger RNA. RefSeq names its product 6-phosphofructo-2-kinase/fructose-2,6-bisphosphatase 2. Gene Ontology annotation, molecular function: fructose-2,6-bisphosphate 2-phosphatase activity; 6-phosphofructo-2-kinase activity; ATP binding. Gene Ontology annotation, cellular component: cytosol. NCBI's taxonomy places the organism in Eukaryota, Metazoa, Chordata, Chondrichthyes, Chimaeriformes, Callorhinchidae. The record is from RefSeq and is a predicted model, not a curated record. Gene Ontology annotation, biological process: fructose metabolic process; fructose 2,6-bisphosphate metabolic process.
CUCUCUCUCCUCUCUUUUCAGGCGGUGAUUAAUCUGACCUCUCGCUGUGUGUGUGUGUGAGGGUGUGUGUGAGGGUGUGUGUGUGGGUGUGUGUGAGGGUGUCGUGUCUCUCUCCCUCCAUUUGUCCGCGACCGAUGCGCUUUCGCCCCCCGGGAUGUCUCAGCACUCCACGGCGGUGCGGAGAGCAUGGCCUUCACACAUGACCAACUGGCCGACCUUGAUUGUAAUGAUCGGACUGCCUGCUCGAGGAAAGACUUAUGUUUCUAAGAAGCUCACCCGCUACCUCAACUGGAUCGGAGUCCCCACCAAAGUUUUCAACCUGGGUCAGUAUCGACGUAAUGCUGUGAAAUCGUACAAGUCCUACACUUUCUUCUCUCACGACAAUGAAGAAGCGAUGCAGAUCCGAAAGCAGUGUGCCAUUGAAGCCCUCAAAGACGUGAAAUCCUACCUCACGUUGGAACAAGGACGGAUUGCAGUAUUUGAUGCCACCAACACCACCAGAGAGAGGAGGCAUUUAAUCCUGGAUUUUGUUGAAAAGAAUGAAUUCAAGGUCUUUUUUGUUGAAUCUGUCUGUGAUGAUCCAGAAGUUAUUGCUGCAAAUAUAACGGAGGUGAAAUUAACGAGCCCGGACUACGAAAAUAUAGACAAAGACCAAAUCAUGGAUGAUUUCCUCAAGCGAAUUGAAACCUAUCAAAUAACCUAUGAACCUCUGGAUCCAGAUGAUUAUGACAAGGAUCUGGCCUUCAUUAAAGUGAUUGAUGUCGGCCGCCGGUUCCUCGUGAACAGAGUCCAGGAUUACAUCCAGAGUAAAAUAGUCUAUUACCUGAUGAACAUUCAUGUCUAUCGUGCCAUCUUCUUGUGUCGUCACGGAGAGAGUUUGGACAACCGACAUGGCAGGAUCGGUGGGGACUCGGGCUUGACACAUCAGGGACAAAAGUUUGCCAAAGCUUUGUACAGUUUCAUCAAAGAUCAGGCAGUUACCGACCUUAAGAUCUGGUGUAGCGAGAUGAAACGGACAAUCGAAACAGUGGAGCAUCUCAAUAUACCAUACGAGCAGUGGAAAGUCCUCAAUGAAAUCGAUUCAGGAGUCUGUGAAGAACUGACGUACGUGGAAAUUCAGGACAAAUAUCCAGAGGAGUUUGCAUUACGGGAUCAAGACAAGUACCACUACCGAUACCCAGGAGGAGAGUCGUACCAGGAUUUGGUUCAGAGGUUGGAGCCUGCAAUCAUGGAACUGGAGAGACAGGGAAAUGUUCUUGUUGUGACACAUCAGGCUGUCAUGCGUUGCCUUCUGGCUUACUUUCUGGACAAGAAAGCAGAAGAUUUACCGUACCUAAACUGCCCGCUACAUACAGUCGUGAAGCUAACACCAGUUGCCUAUGGUUGCAAAAUGGAAACAUUUAACUUACAUGUUGAAGCAGUAAGCACGUACCGUAAACGGCCAUUGAAUGUGGCCAUCGAUCGCAGCCGGGAGGAGGCACUGAGCACUAUCCCGCCUUAUGUGGCCAGUGAUUGAAUUCUCUUCAGCGGUUAGUUUGGCGAUGGCGGUAAAAUCGCGUCCAGCCCGUCCCGUCGAAAUGGGAACGCUGAAAAUUGAUGUUAGGGUGUAUGUCUCGGACUGUAUAAUAAACAAAGCCAUCCAGAUUUGCUCUGGGCGGAAAUCAUUCAGCCGUUCAAGCUAAAAGAAAAAUGAUAGCUUGAGAGUAAUCACACCUCGCUGAAC